Molecule: messenger RNA, 1158 nt
Organism: Amborella trichopoda
Lineage: Eukaryota; Viridiplantae; Streptophyta; Magnoliopsida; Amborellales; Amborellaceae
Product: calmodulin-like protein 4
Molecular function (GO): calcium ion binding
Source: RefSeq, a predicted model, not a curated record
UUUUGAAAUGCAUCUGUGAUUCUACUUGCGACCUUAUAUAUUAACUUUUCCCUAAUAGACAUGCUCAGAUUUGAAUAUAGUACGGACGUAAUUUUCCAAAAAUCUUAAUCAAGAAAGGGAAAUGAAUAGAUAGCACUGGAAUACCAGAGUUUAGAAAGAGAGAGUCAUGGCUUCUAAAGAAGUAGGUAGCGAUGGAGAAGAAGUGAUUACAGAGUACGAGAAGCAGAGGCUCAUCAGAAUACAGGAGAACAGAGCCAGGUUGGAGUCUCUAGGCCUGAAAAACCUUGCUUCUUCUCUCUCUAAAACCCAGCCCAAGAAAAAUGUUAAAAAGAGGGCCCCCAUCAAAACGAGUCAUAAGGACGAUGACUACAUUCCCUCUGAGAAUUCUACUGAUGAUGAUGAUGAUGAUGACGACGAUGAUGACCAUGAUUUUGAUGAAGAUAACUGUGUAAUGAAGAUGAGUUCUCGUAAGGCUCAAAAACCCCAAAAGAAAGUACGGUCUCGAAGAGAUGUUCAAGGUAACUUAGAUGAUGACGAUGCUUUGCAGCAGGCAAUUGCUCUCUCAUUAGGAGGCAUUCAAGUGAGUUCCAAUGCAACAGAUAGUGGUUCCCAGCAAAAACUAGAAACAGUUAUGGCUGACAAUAUCCAUGGAUGCAAAAAAGAUACUCCAAAGCAUACACAUAGUGGAAGGAGAAGGAAAAGAACAGAGAACAGGAGCAGAGUACAAAUUACUGAGGAUGAAUUAGUUGGUUACUUUUUCACUAUAGAUGAAUCAGGCAAAGGGGGGAUUACUGUCCGAGACUUGGAGAGGGUUGCAGCUUCUCAUGACUUUCAAUGGACAGACAAGGAGCUAAGCGAUAUGGUUUAUGCCUUCGACACUGAUAGAGAUGGAAAGCUGAGCUUUGAGGAUUUCCGGACAAUAGCAGGUCGAUGCAACAUGAUAAAAGAUGUUUAAUGUGCUCAAUAACAGUUUCACAUCAAUCGGCUGCCUACUUGACCGAUAACAACUUCACAUACUUCAUAAUAAUUAUGAAAAAAAAAUAUUUUGCAAGAAAAGCUGUCCAGAUGGUUGUCAUGUAGACAAUGUAGUUUAUUUUAAUCCGAAUUUCUUGGUUUGUUGUACUAUGAAUUACAGAUAGUGAUUUCAUCUUUUACUUG